UCAAUAUCCAUUAACCUACUUUCAGGCCUACUCGCUUUUGAUCUUCUUGUUGCUUAUUUCCUUGAUAAUGGCACACUUCCAAAGCCCAUACGGUGCAUCCCAAACUGACGAGUACGGAAACGUUCUCAGUACCGAUGAAUACGGAAACGUAAUCCGUAGAGAUGCGUACGGCAACGUGAUUCGCACAGACGAAUAUGGCAACGUGAUACGCACAGAUGAAUACGGCACCGUGAUUCGAACCGAUGAAUAUGGCAACCCGAUACGCCACAGUGGCACCACUGCAGGCACUUACGGAGCGUGUGGGUUCGAUACCACCACUCCCCAAGGUAUGCAUCAUGAUGUUACGGCGGCUGGCCAUGGCGGGGACAGUACUGGCAAGCUUCAUCUCUCUGGAAGCUCUAGCUCCUCUGAGGACGACGGGCAAGGCGGGAGAAGGAAAAAGGGACUGAAGGAGAAGAUAAAGGAGAAGAUACCAGGUAUUGGGCACAAGGAUCACAGAAGUGCGACAUCUGCAACAACAACACCGGGUUAUACAGAGACGCACGCUCAACACCCUCACGAGAAGAAGGGGGUGCUGGAAAAGAUCAAAGAGAAGCUUCCAGGCGGCCACCAUACUUCUGAGCACCAGUACUAGAUCUUGUGUACGUGUGUAUAUCAUGUAGUUGUGUGCGAGAGCUAUAUGUAAAAUUAUUAUUAUUAUUUUUGAAGAAAACUAUAUGUAAAAUUAUUAAUGCUUGUUUGUAGCUUACAUGACGGUGUUGUAGGGUUUAGGAAGCUGGUGGAUGUAUUAUAUAAGCGUAUGCGGUUCGAUCUUGUAUUUUAUUAUGUGCUUUUUGUUGGGUACGUACUAAAUAGUGUCAUAUUGUUGAAGUUUCUGGUUAAUUAAUUAAAUUAAUUAAUA
Messenger RNA from Carya illinoinensis, 901 nucleotides. Its product is annotated as dehydrin Xero 1-like. NCBI's taxonomy places the organism in Eukaryota, Viridiplantae, Streptophyta, Magnoliopsida, Fagales, Juglandaceae. The transcript has 2 exons. Gene Ontology annotation, biological process: response to water. Bases 68 to 634 code for a protein of 188 amino acids. The record is from RefSeq and is a predicted model, not a curated record.